CUCCAUCUCUCUCUCUCUGUUCUCCGCUUCCGUAACUUUCCUCUCCUGCCAUUUUGCUUCUCCGAAACCCAAUCCCCUUCUUCUCCUCCUCCCCCGCUUCCUCGUCCCACGUGGAUCACGAGCGAUCGCAACCCAACCCCGAUCCAUCCAUCGCAUACAGAGUAGCAUCUUUGGAACGCAGAACAACGCAUUAAGGAGCCCGAGGUUCGGAUCUCUUCUUCUUGGUUUCUUUUCUCGGGGGUUUCCCUGGGUUUCUUUGGGGGGUGGGAUCCGUCGUGAAUGGCGAUGGAGGACGCAACCGAGAGCUGCGGCAGCUGGGCGGCGUCGGAUUCGUCCCAGGCCCACCACCGGCAGCAGCAGCGCCAUAAGUUGGACGUCUUCAACGAGGUCCUCCGCCGCCUGAGGGAGGCUGGGCGGCCGGAGGUGCAAUCUCCGUCGUUCGAGGACGGAUUGUGGAACCACUUCAAUCGUCUUCCCGCUCGUUAUGCCUUGGAUGUAAACGUAGAGAGGGCAGAAGAUGUCCUGACUCAUAAAAAGUUGCUGGAACUGGCUCAAGAACCUGCCAAUAGGCCGGUCUUUUCUGUACGCUUGGUGCAGGUUUCACCAGUUCCAGAUGGAAACCAGGCUGCUCCUUCUGAUUCUAGCACACCAGGAACAAGAGAUGCUCAGUCUACUUCAACUUACUUUAGGCAAAGUGUUCACCCUCCUCCUGCCUUUGGUUCGUCGCCUAAUCUCGAGGCUCUUGCUCUUGAAGCCAGCAGGCAACAAGCUCAAGAUGGAGACAGUGUCGCCAAUGCUCCACACCUUCCCAGGCCAAUGCAUGAAAUCACCUUUUCCACGCAUGACAAACCAAAGCUUCUAAGUUUGCUGACUUCUUUGCUUGCUGAGGUUGGGCUUAACAUUCAAGAAGCACAUGCAUUUUCAACAAAUGACGGUUACUCGUUGGAUGUAUUUGUUGUUGAUGGUUGGCCUUAUGAGGAAACCGACCAACUCAGGGACUCAUUGCAGCAGGAAAUUCACGAGAUGGGAAGACAAGCUUGGUCAAAGUCUCAUCCAUGGUCUCCUCAAAUUGAGACUGCACAAUCCGGAGAGCACUCUUCUCCUGAACAUGUCCAGAUACCAACAGAUGGGACUGAUGUAUGGGAGAUUGAUUUUCAGCUCCUGAAGUUUGGAAAUAAAGUAGCAUCUGGAUCAUAUGGCAAUCUUUAUCGUGGAACAUACUGUAGCCAGGAUGUGGCAAUUAAAGUAUUAAAGCCCGAGCGUGUAAAUGUUGAUAUGCAGCGAGAAUUUGCUCAGGAAGUCUUUAUUAUGCGGAAGGUUCGCCACAAGAAUGUGGUGCAGUUUAUUGGUGCUUGUACCAAACCUCCCAGCUUGUGUAUUGUCACAGAAUUCAUGUCAGGAGGAAGUGUCUAUGACUUCCUUCAUAAACAGAAAGGAGUCUUCAAGCUCCCAGCUUUACUCCGAGUAGCAAUUGAUGUAUCUAAGGGAAUGAACUACUUGCACCAAAAUAAUAUUAUCCAUCGGGAUCUGAAAGCUGCCAAUCUUCUGAUGGAUGAGAAUGAGGUUGUUAAGGUUGCCGAUUUUGGUGUUGCACGUGUUAAAGCGGAGUCUGGAGUUAUGACUGCUGAAACAGGAACUUACCGCUGGAUGGCACCUGAGGUCAUAGAACACAAGCCCUAUGAUCACAAAGCUGAUGUUUUUAGCUUUGGAAUUGUACUGUGGGAACUGCUUACAGCUAAGCUCCCAUAUGAAUACUUGACGCCACUCCAAGCAGCAGUAGGCGUGGUUCAAAAGGGCUUGCGACCUACCAUCCCAAAGAAUACUCAUUCAAAGCUUGCUGAGCUGCUGGAGAAGUGUUGGCAGCAGGACCCUGCUAACCGGCCUGAUUUUUCGGAGAUACUGGAGAUACUACAGCUUAUUGCCAAAGAGGUUGGCGAUGAAUCCAAUGACCGCCGGAAGGAAAAGUCAUCAGGUGGGUUUCUUUCGGUUCUCAGGCGUGGCCACUGAAUCUAGAUGUAGCGGUAUAACCUUAGAGCUGUACAGUGAAAUUAAUUAGUUGGCCUGCGUGAUUGUUCUUUACCCAUUGAGUUGUAAUUCUUUCUUUUUUUUUCUUUUUCUUUUUCUCCUCCCAUCACCUUCACUGAGUUGGCCUGCUUGAAAUGUAACCAUGUAACCAAUAGGGCUGAUGUGCACAGUGCGAGAAUUGCUAAUCUUUUGGCCCCCCCUUUUUUUUAAUUUUAAUUCUGGGCCUAACAGCUCAUGCUGAUUGUGAUUAUUUUACUCUUUUUAGGUGAAUUUAAUUUAUUUCAGGCAUUUGGAUUA
Molecule: messenger RNA, 2322 nt
Organism: Musa acuminata AAA Group (dessert banana)
Lineage: Eukaryota; Viridiplantae; Streptophyta; Magnoliopsida; Zingiberales; Musaceae
Product: serine/threonine-protein kinase STY46
Exons: 16
Coding region: 280-2007 (575 amino acids)
Biological process (GO): protein phosphorylation; signal transduction
Cellular component (GO): cytoplasm
Molecular function (GO): ATP binding; protein kinase activity
Source: RefSeq, a predicted model, not a curated record